Motacilla alba alba is the source of this 3418-nucleotide messenger RNA. Its product is annotated as nascent polypeptide-associated complex subunit alpha, muscle-specific form-like. The transcript has 4 exons. Bases 384 to 2174 code for a protein of 596 amino acids. Gene Ontology annotation, biological process: inhibitory postsynaptic potential. The record is from RefSeq and is a predicted model, not a curated record. Gene Ontology annotation, cellular component: postsynaptic density. Lineage: Eukaryota; Metazoa; Chordata; Aves; Passeriformes; Motacillidae.
GAGCCCCGCGCCCGCCGCUGCCGGACCCGCGCCGCCGCCGCCGCCGCCGCCUCGGAGCACCAGGUCCGGGAGCCAUGGGCGGGCACGGCCGGCACCGGGCGGCGCUGAGCCCGGGAGCCGCGGCGGGACGAUGAGCGGCAGCGGGCACCGGCGGGGAGCCGCGGUACCGGGCGCGGCCGUCGGGGCGGCGCGCCGGGGGCUGUAGGGCCGGGCGGCGGGCAGCAUGCCCGGCGACCCCUCGCCCACCUCCGGCCCAGCAUCCCCCGUCCGUGGCGGCGCGGGAUGAGGCUGCCCGCCGCCCCAGCAGCUCCGGGGACGGCUGCAGCCCAGGGCUCCGGCCCCCCGCGCCCCGCCGCAGCACCCCGGCCCCGCGGCGCUGAGCCAUGGUCAGCCGCGAGCCCGUGCCCGGCCCGGCCCCCGCCGGCGAGGGCAGCCAGGAGAAAGCCAUGACGGUGCGCUCGGUGCUGCUCAACCGCGACUCGCCCGACAUCGAGAGCCGCCUCAAGCGCCGGCGCAACCGCACGCAGCAGGUCCGCUUCAAGGACCUGGUGGAGGCCGGCGCGGGGCGGGCGGACAGCCCCGGGCCCGCGGCCGGCCCCGGCCACAACACCCCACGUGCCUCGCCGCCCCCCAGGGACCCCCCUGAGCCGGCGGCUCUCCGUGCCUCGCGGCGCAGCUGGCCCCAGGCGCAGCCCGGCUCGCUGACGCUGCCCAUGCCCAGGAAGGCGUGCAUGAGCACCGCCAUCCAGACCUCGCCCAGCCUCCAGAAGCCCUUCCCGGCCCCCCAGCCCCGCAGCAAGAGCGUCUGCGAUGUGGCGGAGGACGCGCUACCGCCCGCCGCGGCGAGCGCCCGGUGCCCGGCGGCGGCCGUGCCCACCGUGGCCGGCUGGGCCGUGCCCCCGCGGGCCCCCGGCGGCCUCCCCGGCCACGACCCCACCGCGGGCGUCGCCCUGCACGCCAAGACGCGCCGCACGCCGCCACCGCCACCACCCAGGGACCCCCCUCCCCCUUACCGGGGCACCGCCGGGUGCCCCGCCGCCCCCUGCGCCCCUCCGGUGCAAAGCUGCGCCCCCGAGCCCUGCCCGUCGCCCCCAACCUGUGCCCAGCUCCGCGGGAGCCCCCGGGGCAACCACGGGGUCGCCCCGCGCCCGGCCUCCGUGCCCUGCGGCCAGCCCCGGCCGCCCUCCGAGCAGCGGGGGCUCGGCCGGAGCGACUCGGAGCGGAGCCUGCCCUGCGGCCGCCCGGUGCCCCCGUGCCAGCCCUCGCCGCACCGCCGGCAGCCCGUCCCCGCCACGGACACCCCCGGCCUCCGCCAGCCACCUCAGGGCAACCCCCCGCGGGACCCCCCGGCCCCCCAGCACCAGCUCUGCGCCGCGCUCUGGGGGGGACCCUGCUGCGCCUCGCCAGCCCCCGUGCCACCGGCGCCGGACAAGACACCGGCCGCCCUCGGCACCUGCAGCCGGCUCCGCGCCGCCGAAGCCGGGCACGGCUGGACAGGACCUGAGGGGAACGGGGAGCCGCCGUGCACGGCCCCGCGGGGCCCCAGCGAGGGGACACGAGCGGCCGGAGGGACGGCGGAGCCCCCCCGGCACGGACAGCCCUGCCCCGCCGCCGAGCAGCCGGACGCGCUGCACCACGUGCAGGACCUUCUGCAGCUGGUGGUGGUGGCCAAGGGGCCGGUGGGACCACCAGCGAGGGCUGAGGACGCCCGGACAUCUCAGGGAGAGGGCCCCCGGGGGCCCGGGGAGCAGGGGGACCUGCAUUCCCAGCUGCAGUCCCUGGAAGGGGUGCUGGAGACCAGCCAGCAAACCAUCCGGGUGCUGCUGGAUGUCAUCCAGGACCUGGAGAAGAAGGAGGCGCAGCGGGAUGGGCGCCACUCGUACCGGACCGGGCAGGACAUCGCCAACUGCGGGACCUGCCGGGACUGUGCCUGCAUCAUCUACAGCGUGGAGCACGAUUUCCGCCAGCAGGAAGGCCGCUUCCAGCGGGUGCUGAGCCACAUCGAGGGCGACACGGGGCCGAGCUCCCCCCCGACGGCGCUGGGGGCGGCGGGGGUGGCUCUGGGGGCGGCGGGGACCCCCUCACCGCCCAGGCAGGAGCCGUCGCCCGUGUCGAGGCUGCCGGCGAGGCUGGACGUGAAGAAAUCCCGGCGCAAAUGCUUCUGGUUCCUGUGAGCGCGGUGCCCGCCGAGCCCGGAGCGUGGGGCGCCGUCCCAGCACUGACCCCCUGCCCACCUCUCCUCCCUCCCUCCCACGGUAGGGUUUGGGUAGCACCAGCUUUUCUAUUUUUAACCAUUCCGUUGAACGCGGGGAGCUCGGGUGUGGAAACGGCGAGGGGAGCAGCGGCUGUAUUUAAGGAGAAUCCAAUAAAUUCCAAGGAGACGCUAUUUUUGUUACAUCCUCUCCCGCCUGUGCGCUUCUGUUCUGGAGGAGGAGGAGGAUGAGGAGGGGGCAGCGGCUGUUUCCCUGGCUCUCCCUGUGUCUGGGGUUCCCUGAGGUGCCCCAUUCCACCCCAGACUCAAAUCAGUGCCCUGCACCCCACAGCGGGGCUGCUCACCCGUCCCUCCCGUGGCUUCCUGCAGGAUAACUGGGAACACCAGGGGUUUCCACUGGGCACAGGCAGUGGGGAAUGCUCUCUGUGACACUAUGGCCCGGAGACAGGAGAUCUGUCCCCAAAACCCCCGGGGGAAAGGGUGGGCUGGGCAGGGGUCUCAUGGGUGGGGAAGAUGCACUGGCGGAUGGCGGGGAGUCAGGAAUGAGGAGUUCGAAUAUCCCAGCCUCUGUGGGGCUGCCACGGCAGGGAAAACUCAGCGUCGGGGUCCCAGAGCAGCAGUGGGUGUCUGAGCACACCCUGAGGAGUGCCUGUGGCGCAGCCACAGCUGUCCCAGCAGGGCCACCACCUCAGGAAGGAAAGGGGACAUCAUCCAGCCUCCUCCACAAGCUCUGGCCACCCCUGGCCACGGCGAGCGGCUGCUGCAGUCACGGAGGGAAACGGAGGGUGGGCAGGAGUGGCCGCAGCUCUCCAGGUGGUGCCCACAGUGUCAAACCCCACCCCGAGUGCCAGGGACACCCCCGGUACUCGGGGGCUGCGGCCGGGACAGCGGCCCAGGGGCACAACUCCCUUCUUGCCCAGCAGCCACGGGAUGGAUGGAGAGACUUUUGGUGCCCUCAGCCCUUCCCAGCAGCUGGAGCUGGAGGGUCUGGGACCCCCGACUGAGGCAGGGGCUGCGGGGAGAGCUGCCAGAGCGAGCAGCAGGAGUGCAGCACAGCCCAGGAUCCCUCCGUGCUGCCCUGGGCUGCGCUUCAUCCUCAUCCUCCUCGCCUCCAUCCCUGCCCUGGGCUGCAUUUCACCCUCAUCCUCCUCACCUCCAUCGCUGCCCUGGGCUGCAUUUCACCCUCAUCCUCCUCACCUCCAUCAC